CAUUUAACAAGUGGGCUGCUGUAUCGAAGUUUUGCAGUAGUAACAAACAGUCACCCAUCAACAUCGACAAGACCAAGGUAAAGAAGAACAGGCAGCUAGGAAAGAUAUCAUUUAUUGGAUACGACAUCCCUCUACAGAGUGCUAUGAUUAAAAACAAUGGACAUACUGCACAGGUCACUGUAACUGGAAACCAGAGUCCAGCGAUCGAAGCUGGCGGACUGGGGAACAUGUAUACAUUCUUACAACUUCACUUUCACUGGGGCAAGUACGAUAGCAGGGGCUCCGAACACACGGUGAAUGGAAAAAAGUAUCCUCUGGAG
Molecule: messenger RNA, 320 nt
Organism: Limulus polyphemus (Atlantic horseshoe crab)
Lineage: Eukaryota; Metazoa; Arthropoda; Merostomata; Xiphosura; Limulidae
Product: putative carbonic anhydrase 3
Exons: 2
Cellular component (GO): plasma membrane
Molecular function (GO): zinc ion binding; carbonate dehydratase activity
Source: RefSeq, a predicted model, not a curated record